AUGAACCACCAGCAUGUCUCCCUUCUUGACUCGCAGAGCGCAGUCGUCUUUCUCGAGUCCAACUUCGACCCCGGCGUCUCUGCAUCAUGGGGCUCGGUCCCUCCUUGUCAAGUCAACAAAUGGGACCCACGCGAGAAGCACUGCUUCGUCACCGGAGGGUCUUCCGGCGCCGGCUUCGCGCUAGCAAAGCUGCCGUCCGCAAGGAACGAACGCCAGAGUCCCGGUCAUGUGCUGAAGGCGUAUUCCUUCGCCGUCAACUCCGAAGCUGGCUCCGCAGCCGCGCUCGAGGCCGCCUACGCACCCUUCAAUGGUCGCGCGCCCGACGCCGUCUUCCCGUGUGCCCGCUCGUCGCGCCCGGGUUUCUUCAUUGAGUUCGGAGAGGAGUCGCUUAGGCAGGGGCUGGAGCUCACGUACCACGCUCAGGCGUUCACAGCUUUGGCGAGCUACAGCUUCGCGUCUUGGGUACAGUACGGGGUGUUGAUCGCCUGCAUCUCGGGCUGCGACAAAGUCCAUGUUGGGUACGCCGCCUACGUGUCAGGAAAGUUCGCCCUGCGAGGGCUCGCCGAAACCCUCCACUCCGAGUUCAAGCUGUACGGGAUCGACGUCCACAUCGCGUUCCCAUACACGAUCUACUCGAAGGGCUACGAGGAGGAGAACCGGGUCAAGCCUGCGGUCACGCUCAAGAUCGAGGAGACCGACAGCGGAAACGCGCCCGAACUCGUCGCCGCCACCAUCCUUUCAGACACCCUUCGUUCCGAGACAUCGGCGGUUUGCUGCCUCAUUUUCCCCGUGCAUCAUCUCAUGCGGAAGUAA
Messenger RNA from Epithele typhae, 813 nucleotides. RefSeq lists its product as uncharacterized. Gene Ontology annotation, molecular function: 3-dehydrosphinganine reductase activity. The record is from RefSeq and is a predicted model, not a curated record. Gene Ontology annotation, cellular component: endoplasmic reticulum membrane. NCBI's taxonomy places the organism in Eukaryota, Fungi, Basidiomycota, Agaricomycetes, Polyporales, Epitheliaceae. Gene Ontology annotation, biological process: sphingolipid biosynthetic process. The transcript has 7 exons. Bases 1 to 813 code for a protein of 270 amino acids.